AUGAGACUCAAUGAACCACCUCAGCAACAGGUUCCCCAACUCACUGGGGGAACAGAGGCAACUUGGCAGCCCCUGUGCGAGGGGAUGCCAGACCCACAGCAGCUCAGAAUUCAUGAGUUCCAGACAUCUGCCAGCCUCGGCCUCCCUGGAAGCUCCAAUACAGGGAGGCACUACUUCAGAAAGCCAGUGACUUACUGGGAUACAUGCAUUGCACCAGUAGAGGGGAGGGAUCCCGACUUCAAGGGGCUCUGGGCUCCUAAGGGCUCUUCCAACGGGGCCCAAAUUUGGUCGUUUCUACCAUGCCAGAAAGCUUUCAGGACAGCUCUGCACCUAGCCUGUGCCAUCGGUUUCCCCGAUGUUGUGUGUCUCCUGGUGGCAAGACACUGCCAGCUGAAUGGGUGUGACAACAACAGCAACACACCCCUCAUCAAAGCUGUACAGUGCCAGCAAGAGGAGUGUGUGAGCAUCCUGCUCCUCCAUGGGGCAGACCCCAAUAUGGUGGAUGAGAGCAGCAGCUCGGCCCUCCAUUAUGCUGCAGCUGGAGGGAAUCUAAGAAUAGUAGAGAGGCUGCUAGAAAGCAAAGCCAAUAUGGAGGCAAGAGAUGAGUUAAAAGCCAAUUUUCUGAACCCUAAAGGGUUGUACCAGCUAAGAUGGAAAUCAAGUCAUGUUGGCUUCCCGUGUCUUAGAAUUCCUAUGUUCUUGGAAGCGUUUCUUUAUGGAAAACCACUUAAAAUCAUUCUGGGGUCCUCCCUGAUUGCCCUCUGCAAUUGUGACAUUUUCUUUGUGCUGGGUGGGAUGGGGACCCCAGUGGCUUGGUGAUCUCCUCGUAGAGCAGAGACUUGGCACCCUUUUGAACCCUGAUUUUCUCUCUCAGAACUGAAACUACCUAUUGGUUAUUGGUCCUAAGGCAGAAGAACAGCAGGGGCUAGGCAAUGGGGGCUAAGUGACUUGCUCAGGGUCUCUCGGCUAUGAAGUCUCUGACAGCAGAUUGGAACCCAGAAUCUCUUUUCUCCAGGUCUGGCUCCCUAUCUACUGAGGGUAGUGACAAAAUUGGGACAUUCAUGUACUGCUGUUGGAGUUAUGAAUUGAUCCAACCAUUCUGAAAAGCAAUUUGGAACUAUGCUCAAAGGACUUUUUAAAGACUCUCUGCCCUUUGAUCCAGCCAUACCACUGCUGGGUUUAUACCCCAAAGAGUUAAUGAAGGAAAAAGUCUUCAUACAAAAAAUAU
Molecule: messenger RNA, 1228 nt
Organism: Monodelphis domestica (gray short-tailed opossum)
Lineage: Eukaryota; Metazoa; Chordata; Mammalia; Didelphimorphia; Didelphidae
Source: RefSeq, a predicted model, not a curated record